Molecule: messenger RNA, 553 nt
Organism: Amoebophrya sp. A120
Lineage: Eukaryota; Dinophyceae; Syndiniales; Amoebophryaceae
Source: the annotation of a GenBank genome assembly
CUACGGUCGACGACGAGGCGGCCCUCGAGGGGCCGCCGAGCUCCCCCGGAGGUGAAAUUCUUCGAUCGCUGCAGAGCACGUCCUUGGACGCCGGAAACACAACGGCCGAUGGCACGGUCACCGGGUGCACGCAGUCCUGCUGUGCGAACGUGCGGAAAGCAGUGGAGGUGCUUGCUUCGGAGUUUUCAGACCUUGGCGUGGAUGCAGUACUGGUUUUGCUAUACGAUUGUCGGAACACGAUCACAUUUGACAUGGACAUUUUUCGUUUUGAUUGAACAUGCACCUAAUUAUCACAAUGAAUGUGGAUCAUGUCCUAGUAGAUCUAGAACUAGCUCUGGGUUUGUGCUGUUGAUUUCCGUUUCCCAUAUCGUCUCACAUUUCAGCAACACACUAUAUAUCGCAGGAAGCUCAGAAGGAAUGGGCGCGGUUGGCCGAAGACCAGUGCCCGUUGCUGAAUUGCGACUGCGAGGAAAUGAGCGCGUACGUGGAGACGCGGUGCAACUUCCACGUAGGCGCGGAGGUGAUGUCCGUGGACGAAGCAAGAAAGUACUGC